Molecule: messenger RNA, 411 nt
Organism: Racocetra fulgida
Lineage: Eukaryota; Fungi; Glomeromycota; Glomeromycetes; Diversisporales; Gigasporaceae
Source: the annotation of a GenBank genome assembly
UCAAAGAACAAGAAAAGAAGUUCAUUGAUCAUUAUUUCGAAAUGUUUAUAAAGCCCUAUUUCGAGAAGUGUAAAAAGUACAAAGAAGCAACAUUCUUUGCGAAAGAAACGUUACUAACUAAAGAAUAUUUAAAAAAAGCAAGUGGAGAUGUAUUUCCUUCCUUUAAUCAAACAGUUAAGCAAUGCAAACUGGAUGGGUGUUUGGAAGAAUUUAUUGUGCUCACAUGUUUUCAAGAUAUUGAAGUAUUUGAUGAACUUAUGAUAAAUACCAUCAAUGAAGAUAAGUAUUUUGUGAUGGCGAUGUACCGGGAUGUUAGAUCCUUCAUCGCAGUCAAGAAAAGAAAUUUUGAUGAUAAAAUUAAAGAACUUACUAAAAAAUUACAACCAAAGGAAAAGGAGUAUUUUGAGAAGC